Messenger RNA from Rhagoletis pomonella (apple maggot), 1026 nucleotides. RefSeq lists its product as uncharacterized. The annotation marks the transcript as partial. The record is from RefSeq and is a predicted model, not a curated record. The transcript is spliced from 2 exons. Lineage: Eukaryota; Metazoa; Arthropoda; Insecta; Diptera; Tephritidae. Gene Ontology annotation, molecular function: chitin binding. Gene Ontology annotation, cellular component: extracellular region.
UGUAUGUAUGCAUGCAUGUGCAUCUGUAUAUAUGUGCGUGCGUCUGUAAACCAUACAAUCGCUUAUCAAAUUUCAAUAAUUUGGCAUACUUCAACGAAAUUACUGGCACCCAAAAAAAUUUAGUUGCUCCCAACCCACCAACGCAAUUGUAGGUACAGCCCUGAACUAAUUAGCUAGGAGAUGCAUAUUAAAUGGCUCUAUGUGACUUGCGCGCUUUUGAUAUUUUCACUUAUCAUACCUGUGCAUGGCGAUAUUCGCGAGGAAUGCAAUAAUAAGCCCAGCAAUGCCUUCAUUGUCAGCAAUACAUCGUGCAGUCAUUAUAUCUACUGUGCAGGCGUCGAUUCCUAUGAAGGCGAAUGCCCAGAUGGCGAUUACUUCAAUGAGUUGCUACAGACAUGUGAUCCCAGCGAGCUCGUCGAUUGCAAACUCAACACCACAGCUAGUAAUUCAUCGGUUGGUACGCCAGCACCCGCACUGACGACGACCACUAUUAUCAGCUCCCCAUCGCCUGCCACCAUCAAUGACUCCAUAAUAAGUUCAAUCAAUACAACCGCAGGCGAAAUUUUUCUGUCAACCACACCAGCGAUGGCCACUAGCUACCCGGGUAAUGGGAAUACGAGUACUAUGAGUCCCGCAAUAGGUGCGGUUGCAGCCACAACGCUCGCAUCGAUUACAAAUGGCGAUACGGCCAUAAUUAUAUCCAACGAAUGUCCGGCCUUGGAUAAUCCCCGUCAGAUGAUUUUCGUGCCGCACUCAAAAUCUUGCUCGGAUUAUUUUAUUUGCUACCAUGGGGAGAGAUUGGCCAUGCAUUGCUCCUCGAUGCUACACUUUAAUGUGAAUACUGGAAAAUGUGAUUAUCCGGAAAUCGUUGGGUGCCGGACCGAUUUCAGUAAUCCGAGAGAACAAUGCCAGUUGCACACCAUCGAUUUGUAUCCGCAUACAACGAAUUGUAAUUAUUUUUAUUAUUGUCGUAACGGGUACCUUCUCUUGCAGCAAUGCCCUUUUGGCUAUGGCUGGGAUAUCGAA